CAUAGGUGGAGGAGUUUAAAUGUAAAAACUCUGGAAUUGUUACUGCAAGUGGGGGAUGAACGGUAAUUGAUGUACCAGAGGGAUUCUUAAGGAGUAAAAAGAAAAUCUGAAAGAACUGGAAAAAGGCUUUGAUCAGCAAAGAAAGGUUCAUCUUGGAAGUAAGGAAGCGUAGGGACACAUUAAUUAUUGUGGAAGAAAGCUGAAAGUUACCUAAAGGAAAUUAAAAACAGUAUCUUCCCUUCUGAUGUGAAUGCAAGAGACAUCAAGGGAAGAAGUGGAGGUGUGCUGUACAUGUGUAGUUGGAACCGUGAGAACCUAAACAAUAACUUUCCUUUAGCUUGCAAUAGUAAGGAGGAGGGUGACCUAACUGUAGCCAGGGAAGAAGGGGGGGAAAAAAAAGUGAAAGCAAUAUAAUUCUAUUACUCUGGCCUCAGCAGUGUGCAAGGCUGCAGAGUGGGAUUUGACUGGAAAAAAGGAAAAUGAAGAAAAUGUACUGUGGGAUUACCGAAGCAUUGUCAGGCUGAGCAGACAAGAGUUUUUGAAGAGGGGGGUCUUAACAGUUUGGGUUUUUUGUUUGUUUGUUUGUAUUUGAGUUAUCUGUAGUCAUCCUGAACUUUAAUGAAGCAACUGAUGUACUGCUGCAUGGGAAAUGGUUAUUCAGUUAAAGGAGGAGAUUGGUACAACAAUGUCAAGGAAGGUUGGGCUGAAAGGCUAGAAUGAGGUGGGAGAGGCUACUAGUUAUUAUACUUCUUGAAAAAUCAACUACUUCUGCAACUGAAUCAGACUCUAGGGUCUAUUGACUGUCAUGGGAUAUUUCUUUCAAAAUAUAAUGGCUCAGCACUCCAGCCCUUGUCCAUACCAUUAAAACUUGCCUGUGAUGCUGCUGCAGUCACUGGCUCCUGCCUAUAAUGCUACUCAGCAGUAGAUGCCAAAGCAGUUUACAAAAUGAUAUUGUUACCCUUGUUGUAGAUAGGGAGAAACUGAAGCAUAGAAAGAGGAGGGUGAGAGACAGAGCUGGAAAUCAAGCACAACAAUGAGUCUCAGUAGGGGACUCUAAAGUGUGAUAGUAUAGUGUAACAGAUUGUGGCCCUCUUGUAGGGGUCAGGUAAAUACCUAAAUCAGAAGGUAACUAGUGAUAGCAACUCUUACCUGGAAAAAAGUAACAGAGACAGCUCAGCAGUUUUUGUUAAGUGUAAAUAUUUCAAAAAGUUAUGUAUUUUAAAACUAGUCUAUCUGGAAUUUAUGAAGGCAUACACAGGCAUCCAUAAAACAUAGACUUCCUUGGAGAACAAUAAUUGAAAAAUAUAUAAACUUUCUACAAUGGGCAGUGUAACAUUUUAUGGAUUUUUUUUUCCGGUCAACCUCAGCGUGGUCCGUUUAUGCUUUCUAAGACAGAAUGAGAGUUACAGAAGCAGUAAGCCAUUUUCUAGCUCACAUUUUUUGCUUACCAUUUACAUUUCAAAUUUUUCUCUCUCAAGAAGAGUACAGAAACAAAAUCUCAUGAGUCUGUCUUUGUUUAAGAAAUGUACAUAAUUUGUAUUAUUGUUAAGAUGGCUUGUAGUAAUUAAAAUUUGGCUAUGCUUCAUAAUACAGUGGCACUGCCAAGUCAAGCCCAUUGGCACGGUGCCAGCAGCUCAGCAGAUGGGUGUUAAGAUAGGUUCAUGUACACAGUGUUGUGGUUAUAAAAUACAGAAUCAUAAUCUUCAUUAGGGCUCUGUAAUUGUUAGGAAGUGAAGACUAUGACUUAUAGCCAGCAGUAAUGCAGAUUUUAAAAUCAAGCAUUUUUCGUUUUCCUCUUUCAAAGCAAUAAAAAGUCAUUUUUAUGUGCUUGCAUUGGCAUUAAUAUGCCAUGCUGCGCAAAUGCAGUGUGGUAACCUUGCACUGCCACAGGCAAUACCUAUAGUAAUAAUAGGUGCACUGAUCAUAGGAUCUUAUAAUACCUUUAUUUGUUCCAAAGGGUCCUGAAGCACAAAGAAUGCACACAGCAUCAUGAGAAGGCAAGGUAAUGAAAGCAAUUCCGUUUUUCAUGUGCAAUGAAACACCUACCCUUUGCCCUUUGUAAUGAGAAAGAUGAAGGAAACAAACUCAUUUUAAAGCUGUAUUCGAUUACUGAAAGCUGUGGAAGCACUAGAGGUUUGCCUUUGUGCUCCCUGUGUUUGAAGAAUUAGGACCUCAGUUAAAGAAUUGCAAAUCAAAACUGAUCAAGAAAAGUUAUUAUAGCAAAGGAGCAAGGAGGGUGGAAGAAGUAGGGUUUUUGAAAGCCUUGUAGGCUUGUUAGUAGUCAGGAGGCUCUAAUUUUCAGCAGAUGCUAGUGGUGAAUCACACAGAAGCGAUGAGACCAGCACUGGCAUACAGAUGUGAGGAAAAACCGUUGGUGAAAUUGGGGAGGCAAGUGAAAGAGCAGGAGAGAACAGCUUUGUAGAUAUUGAUGGAAAUGAACUCAAAGUAUGGAUGGAGAUUAUGCUUCAAUAAACAUAGGAAUCACUUGACCUACUGCUGAAACGCGGAUAUUUUUAGUGUCAGAUACUGUAGUGGUAUAAAGACAGAAUGCAAAGAAAAGUGCUGUGUGUGGCGCAACUGUGAGGUGAAAUACAGGUAUAGUUGUCCCCAUUCUUGCAAAAAACACCCAAACUUUUAAAUAAAUGAAUGUAUAAAUGCCUGUCUUUCAUAUCCCCCAUCCUGUUCUUUCAGUGAAUUAAUUUAGUACUGAUUUAGAGGAGGAUUGCCUAUACCACAUCUUCAUUAUCUGGAUUUUCUCUUUCAAGUCUACUGCCCACAAUUUAAUAGCUAAUGUUUCCACUUCAAUUUGUGUUUUACUGUAAGUCAACCCUUUUAAGUGCUGUAGCAGGAUUAGAUGAGCGUUUUAGUAAGAGUAGUACAUUCAGUCAACUCCAUUUUUUUCUGUUUCAUGUGUUUCCUGUGAACGUCCUUGGAAGAGUAAGAGGAUUUGAAAGCUAUGUUCUGGAGAAACUUGCAUAGUUUCUGUUGCACAGAACAAUGCUGAAAUUUCAAGAAACUGCUAAGCAUGUCACUGUUGCCAGAUCUAAUUCUGCUUGCUCAGAUGCUACGUAUGCAAGAAGAUAUGCAAUUCAGAGGAAACUCGGCAAUGGAAGCUUUGGAAGCGUUUAUCUGGUUUUUGACAAGAAAGCAAAACAAGGAGAAGAAUUAAAGGUUCUGAAGGAAAUCUCUGUUGGAAAUCUAAAACCAAAUGAAACAGUUGAAGCAAAUCUAGAGGCACAACUGCUCUCCAAAUUAGACCAUCCAGCCAUUGUCAAAUUUUAUGCAAGCUUUGUGGAGCAAGAUAGUUUCUGCAUUAUCACUGAAUAUUGUGAGGGUGGAGAUCUAGACUUUAAAAUACAAGAGUACAAAGAGUCUGGGAAAAUAUUCACUCAACGACAAAUAACAGAAUGGUUUAUACAGUUGUUACUCGGAGUCAACUAUAUGCAUGAAAGAAGAAUACUUCACAGAGAUUUGAAGGCAAAGAAUAUAUUUUUGAAAAAUAAUUUUCUUAAAAUUGGGGACUUUGGAGUUUCUUGUCUUUUGAUGGGGUCAUGUGAUCUUGCGACUACGUUUACUGGAACACCGUACUACAUGAGCCCAGAGGCACUGAAGCACCAGGGAUACAACACAAAAUCUGACAUUUGGUCUCUGGGAUGCAUUUUAUAUGAGAUGUGCUGUAUGAACCAUGCAUUUAGUGGCCACAAUUUUUUGUCCGUAGUGUUAAAAAUUGUAGAAGGUGAUACACCUUCUCUUCCUGAUAGCUAUCCAAGCAAACUGAAUGCUGUGCUGAACAGCAUGCUAAAUAAGAAUCCUACACAGAGACCAGCAGCAGCAGAGAUUCUAAAAAUGCCUUAUAUUGAUGAACAACUAAAGAAUAUACAAUACAAACUCAUGCAUAUGCCGGUGGAAAAUGAAGCAUUUCUCUGGCAGAAAGAAGCAGCUCACAUUGUUGAUGCUGUGCAGAGGAAGGUUCAUUUGCAAACUCUGCGGGAGCGUUCUGAGGUGCAGAAGAUGACACCGCGGGAACGAAUGAGGCUGAGGAAGUUAAAUGCUGCAGAUGAGAAAGCAAGGAAGUUGAAACAGCUGGCAGAAGAAAAAUAUCAAGAAAAUAUCAAAAGAAUGCAAGAGUUCAGGUCUCGUAAUUUUCAGCAGUUGAAUGUCAAUGUCCUACAUGGAUCUGAUGAACAGACUUCAACCCUCCUAAUUCGUUCUCAGCCAGUCAUUACACGGGACUAUGUGUCCAUAGGACAUGAUGAAGCAAGUGGAAAUGACACAUCAGGUCAGCUCUGUAUGUCUGAACCUAUGGAGCAUGAGAUCCCUGAAGACCCACAAAUUGCAGAAGAAUAUUAUAAUGAUGAGUUUGAAUCCUGUUCAGAAAGCAGUGAAGAAGAGGAGAAUGUGGAAGCAUCACAGACUGUCUCUAAGACAAAUCACCAGGACAGUGAUAUUGAGGCAAUGGUUGAGUACUUGGAGAGCGUCCUGAAUAAUAGCUCCUUGGGCUCUGGGACCAUCAACAGAGUGGCUCCUGAAGUGCCCCAGGGAUUCAGAACUCUCAACAGCACUAUGGCUGGGACCAAGCUGAAACGCAUGAGGGAAUCUGCCAUUCAGAAGCUGGGGGAAGAAGUAUUUGAGAAAGUGUACAGCUAUCUCAAGCAAGCAAGACAGCAGAAUGCCAGCGAGGACGAGGUCAGGAGGAGCCUGGAGAAAGUGGUCUCUAGAGCAAGCGACUGCUUCGAAGUGGAUCAGCUUCUCUACUUUGAGGAACAGCUACGGGCUUCAGAAGCACGUCUUCAGUCGUAAAAUGAGUGUCAGUAACAGGUAGCACUGAAAAUGUAAGGGAAGAGUGAAAUUGCUGAACCACCUUCUUCAGGCCAGCAAGCAAAUACUUUGCCACUGAAGGUAAUAGUAGUACUUAGGCAUGUGGAUAAACUCUGAUAAUCCCAACUGUGCAGUGAGAGGUGGGCAAAUACUGUAAAGAUUACAAGGGCACAGUUGCAAAUAUUUGUGACGGCGGAGGAGAGCUUUCACAGUUCUCAGCAUCCUCUUUUCACCACUUAGGCCAUAAAGGAGGGUAUUCUUCCAGGUCUUGGCCAGGCAUCAGUCCUGCACUUGGAGAAGCCUUUGGUAAAGUUGCCUCUGAUAGAAAUGGUGCAGGAUUUGAACCUAGGUGCUAUUAAUUCCUGUGGUAAAAGUAGCUGGUCAUUAUGACAUUUAAGUACAUACUUUUUGUACUUUGGCAGACUUUUGAACCUUGAACCUCAAAUGUGUAUGUUUGACUGCUCAGCCAGAAAUUGUCUUGUUAUUGAUUGUCAAAGGGCUGCAUUUAAUCUAUGUGACUUUCAAAGGAACUGUGAAAAUACAUACAUGUGUAUUUAUACAUGUAUAUGCAUAUAUACAUGCAUAGAACUAUGUAUGUAUAUGCAUACACAGAAAGAUGUUAAGAUGUAUCAUGUGCAUGCGUGUGCAUGUGUAGAGACAGAGACAUAAGGCCUGAACUAUAGCUGACUAUGGUAACCGUGAUUCCUUGUGACUUCUGAGAGUUUUAGACCAAAUUUAGUUGAAAUAAUAAACUAAUUUUUUUGGCUUGUGCGCAGAUAUUGUUAACAUUUUAUCCCAGUAUUUAUGCUCACUUCUUAAUACGCAUCAUACUUUGAGGAUUUCAAAUGUAUAUCAUGCCCUGAUUAUACACCUUAUCUUUUCCUUCUACCUUUUCUUUCUUUUUUUCCCGGCCUUCUAAACUCCUUCAUCCAUCUGUGAAAAGCACUAAAGCAAACCAAAAUGGUACUAUCUAUCUGUAAAGGAUUCUCAAGUGAACCAUAAGCGAAAUUUAUUUUAGGCAUGUAGCCAUCAUAAUUCUUAUGUUUCCUGCUCUUGUGCUACAACUCUGA
Molecule: messenger RNA, 5888 nt
Organism: Struthio camelus australis
Lineage: Eukaryota; Metazoa; Chordata; Aves; Struthioniformes; Struthionidae
Gene: NEK11
Product: NIMA related kinase 11
Biological process (GO): protein phosphorylation
Molecular function (GO): ATP binding; protein kinase activity
Source: RefSeq, a predicted model, not a curated record